CAUCCUUCCUCCACCGAAACCGGGUACAGUCUAGUCAUGGAGACUUGUGAACCCCGCCUAAGGUCCAUCAUCGGAAUCAUCGUCUAUUUACCUUGGUGUUUCUCCCUCAUCACCCUUGGAGGCUUUGGUUAUCUGCUGAGGGACUGGCGGUGGCUUAUGUUCACCGUGUCUAUGCCGGGGCUUCUGUAUUUGCCCGUGCUAUGGCUAAUGGACGAAUCACCGAGAUGGCUUAUUGUGCGAGGCCGCCACGCCGACGCCCUUCGUGUCCUCCGCAAAGCCCUCACGCUGGAAUAA
This is a messenger RNA of Penaeus vannamei (Pacific white shrimp), 294 nucleotides long. Lineage: Eukaryota; Metazoa; Arthropoda; Malacostraca; Decapoda; Penaeidae. The record is from RefSeq and is a predicted model, not a curated record.